Quercus lobata is the source of this 1264-nucleotide messenger RNA. RefSeq names its product SNF1-related protein kinase regulatory subunit beta-2-like. Gene Ontology annotation, molecular function: protein binding. Bases 358 to 1191 code for a protein of 277 amino acids. The transcript is spliced from 5 exons. The record is from RefSeq and is a predicted model, not a curated record. Lineage: Eukaryota; Viridiplantae; Streptophyta; Magnoliopsida; Fagales; Fagaceae.
UCUGAGUUUGGUUGUGUCGAAGGUGCGGAGGAAGGACCACAUCAGAUCUUGGAAACACUUUAUUUGUUUUGUGGAAUUGGGUCGGGCUUUAGGCUUAGGAUAAGGAGGUGAUUUUGACUUGAGUCGGUUGAUUAUCUGGGAUGAGCAUGAUGACAAUGCUACAAAUCAUUCCUACUAGCUAUCGGAAACUGAUACUCCUGUUUGCUAUUUCUCCUCCUCUUCGUAUUAAUAAUAAUAUAGCUUGUCGUUAGUAUAAAAUAAAACCAGGCACCAACACCACUCCUCAUACUUUCCUUUGCUCAAUUCAUUGCUUUGCUUGUCUCUUCGUUGCUGUGCCUUCUCCUCUAUGCUACAGACAUGGCUGGUUGGAGAAAAGGUGGAGCAGGCCCUUCUGGAGUUAAGAAUUUUGAAUACAACAAUGACCAUUGGAUGGGCUUCACAGAGUACUAUAAUGCUCAUCACUAUAAUCCUCAGGUUUUUGUGACUCCCAUACCAACACCCCGUAAAUUUACACCUUGUGAAUUUAUACAGUCUAAAAUGCGGCAUCCAUUGCCAGGAAGCAUGGUGCAUAAUGAGAAUUACUUCGGUGGAAGAUUAAUUUCUGUUGAAAUCACAUGGUAUGGUGGUGGCAAUGUAGUAUCUGUGGUGGGAUCGUGGAACAACUGGCAGACUAAGGAGGACUUGCAGAAUAUAGGAAAAAUUGCUUCUGUUACUAUGAUGCUUCCAUUAGGAAUACACUACUUUUGCUUCAUUGUUGAUGGAGAGUUGAAAUGUGCUCUCAACUUGCAACGGGUCAAUAAUAGCGUAGGAGAUCACUAUAAUAUGUUAUACUUGCAGGAGGAUGCCCUACAAUUAGCAGCACCUGCAAUUGCAAAUGGUGGUCCAGAUUUGUCCGAGUUUGAAUGUCCUCCUUCUCCACCAUCAAGUUAUAACAAUCAACUAUUUUCUUUUGAUGAACUUGAGAUUGAACCACCAAACCUACCCCAACAAUUAGAAGAAGCACUUGUGGAUAUGCCGCCAGUGCCUAAUCAUACACAACUAAAUCAUCUAUACUGUAGCAAAACAAAUGAUGCUGAUCAGUCUGUGAUGGUCAACUCAACUGAAAGAUUUGGUGCUAGAUAUGUUACACGAGCAGUAUACAAGGCAGCUUCUAAAACUAAAUCAUGGUCAAAGAGAUUUUUUUUUUAUUGAGUAGAUUUUUGGGUUAAAAGAACAUUAAUAAUGACUUUGAUUACUGUUCAUUGAUUUGUGGGAUCGAUGUUUA